Mizuhopecten yessoensis (Yesso scallop) is the source of this 6138-nucleotide messenger RNA. RefSeq lists its product as uncharacterized. NCBI's taxonomy places the organism in Eukaryota, Metazoa, Mollusca, Bivalvia, Pectinida, Pectinidae. Gene Ontology annotation, biological process: animal organ morphogenesis; fibroblast growth factor receptor signaling pathway; positive regulation of protein phosphorylation. The coding region runs from base 662 to 1549 and encodes 295 amino acids. The record is from RefSeq and is a predicted model, not a curated record. The transcript has 4 exons. Gene Ontology annotation, molecular function: growth factor activity; fibroblast growth factor receptor binding. Gene Ontology annotation, cellular component: cytoplasm.
UCCAUUCACUAAAUAUCAAUAUCAAGUGAGACGUUUAAAUUUUCCUUAUGGAUAAUCUACAAAAUCUACACAAAGUUAUCAGCGGACAGCAGGUGAACUCUCUAAGAAAGGAACAAUUUUACAUCUAAUGGACAAUGUGGCCAAGAUUGAAACAUUUUCUAACUGUAUAUAAACACUGGCAGAGUCCAUCCCAGCUCUAAAAGAUGUAACUUACAUACCUACAACCAUCUUCGUUAAGCACAGGUACAGGCGGUGCUAUGGCGGCAUGACGUUAUGGAUUUUACACUACGACGUGGGUCGAGUCAGCCACUGAACCAGUUAAUGGAACCGCCACUGUGCUUCUGUUUAUAACGGAAUACCAUGUGACCAACGAAUUAUAAUUCAAUGGGAUUUACAUAGAUUUAUAUUUAUAUAUAUACAUACAAAAAAGUGGUGAAAUAUUUGUGAUUUGUUUUAUUAAAUUGUGGAGAAAUCCAAUAUAGCAGUAGACAUCGACAAGAUAUUACAUAAUUAAUUCGUCAGAGAGGAUUUUUCGUGAAUUUCAAAUGAUCUUCAUUAAGUGGAUGUGCAUGUAUAACUUUAUUUGCAACACGUGUUCCCCCACCACUCAGUUAGAUGCACGUGUGUGUGCAAGGCGCUAUCACCUGGUGUGUAUUGAGCAAUGACCACGUAUGUCACACCGUCUAUCCCCGGAGUAGACCACUUCACGACUUUGGCUUUAGUUCUCUUGUGUCUGCUUACCCACUUGCCCAUCGGAAUCAGCAUGUCGUAUUCGAACUAUGGACACCCGGACGCCGGUGAAGCCCUAAAGAAUGAGCGCUUUGACUGGGAACCUGCACUUAAGGGAUCCGUUUUCAUCGCAAUUAACGAUGUUAUGCUUUUGCAAAUAACAGCCGACGGGGCCAUCAAUGGGACUAAGUGUCGAUCUUCUAGAUAUGCAAUGCUGAAGACAACAGCACACCAUAUCAAAGAGUUAAAGAAUAAGAAAGUGAUCGUCGUACAGGGCACGGAGACAAAGCGAUAUCUUUGUAUGAAUGGGUCUGGACAACUGUAUGCGUCAGAACCGGGAACCAUGGAUGAAAUGGAAUGCAGCUUCAGCUUCAAUGAACAGUGGAUCCAGAGCAAUGAUUCGAGCUUUAACAAAACAGUGUUCCGUCUCUCACGGUUACGGCACCAUAAGAACCCUUAUUACGUAGGACUAAGUUGUGAUGGUAAGCCUAUAGUGGCUAAAGACUGCAAACAUCGACGACAACUACGGAAAUACCUGUUAUUCAAUAUGGGGAACUUUAAACCAGAGGAAAAUUCCGGUAGUUGUGACGGAAUAUCGCCACCAAAGUGCAAACGGACGUAUUUGAAAUUCUGUAGGAAAGUGGUGCGAAACUAUUUUAAGACGUCCUUGAAAGGACUGAAUCAAUUUAGAAAGAGACAUUGUUUUAAACGUUUACGACGAGAGAAAGAUCGCAAUAGAAAAAUAGCUGAUAGGUGUAACCUCGGGUCAAGUCGAAAACGAGGGCGGUCGCGGAGAAGACAUAGGCGCCAUCCCACAUGAAAUCUGCUCUUGGAAUUCCUUGGAUCAAGCCUACUGGUCAGUUCUCAACGUGGACUGACCAUUCAUAAAAGGUGCUACUUCCGGCGGCGUUAAGAACGCCCAACACAAAACUUCUCGAUAACAGAUGUGGCCGUUCUUCUAAUGACAUCACGUUCGGGCUAAACAUCGUUCAAUCGAGAGUUAGAAGUAAGCGAAGAAAAUACUUGGUAUUUUCAUGCAGUCGUAAUUGGAUAUGUUUACACUGAGACUUCUAUGGCGACACUUCUUCCUGUCCAAUUAAUGUGCUCAUAUACUGUGUACGUCAUAAACAAUAUGCGGUGACGUCAUCAUUUCAAUGUCGCAAUCUGUCUCGUUCUCCCCCAAACACUUGUGGUGAUCAGUUGGUGUUUAUUUAUAGUUAUUUAUUUGUAAUUUAUUCGAUUUUAUCAGGUAUGAACCAAACACAACAUAUAAGCACGAAAUGUUGAUCGACACAUUUCCUACACAAUGUUGUAAUCUGUGAUUAAAUUCUUGUCUAAAACGAUUAACUUUACUGAAGAAUCGAUGAGGAAUGUUGGUCAUAGAACACGUCACUUCCGGUGCCAUAGUGUUCAAAAACAUUUUUAAUUUCGAUGAGCAUUUUAGAAUUAAAAUGUAAAUUACAACUGUAGCAUUCCGAAAAUGCCAGAAGUAAAGCACUCUAUGCUUUAUUUUAUACUUAUAAUUAAAAACGUACACACAGGAAACAAUGAAGCAUAGUAUAACCUUUGGCACUGGAAAGCACUAUUGCAUAGAUCAGCACUUCGCCAUUGGCUAAGUUCUAAAGAAAUUCCAGUUCAAGAAGCACCUGUGAUGAUGCAUGUCAUGAAUGACGUCAUAGUCUACGUCAUGACGUAGUUAUGACGUAAAAAGCUACAUAAUUUCACGAUACUCAUUAUUUUGAACAGAAGACAAUAAUUAUUUUAUAAUAAAUGUUCACUCGUAGGCUUUUGUCAAACAUUGUUACUAUUAUAGUGUUGGUCGUUUUAAAUCAUCGCAUUUGUUUUCAUCACAUAAAACAUUUCCUCAUUCAUUUGAUACCAAUUUGUUUUUCUCGGACGAAUGCCCAUCUCAUUGCCAGCCUGUUACAAAUGUACAUAAUUGAACAGUUAUGAUCUGAUAAAUUUGUCACUAUUUCGUGAACAUGUGUUCAAUAUUGAUUGAACAUUUAAUUUCCAUUAUGAAAUAUUUUAUUCAAAUGCGGAGUUGUCGCACGUGAAUCUUAUGGUCCCUUACAUUCAGUAAACUUGAUUGAUUUCGUCUACUAUGUGAAAUCACACGAUUCCUCUUCUCUAUUGGUGCUAUGUUGAUAUUUUCUGUUUAUAUUUUCCUUUCAAUUUCGAGUUAGAAGUACUUUAAUGUAUUUCAGAAAACCAUGUGCAUACUUUUUAAACAAUGAUCGAAUAUAAGGAAGUUUACACUGUCUGAUAUACACUUUUUUGCUACAAACAUAUAUAUAUGAUUAAAACGAGUCUGGCCUAACGCCAGCAAAUUACACGUUGAUUCAAAUAUCGACUUCCGGUUUCGGUUCGGAUAGAAUUAUAUACGUCAUAUCCUGUUGUUAAAAGUUCCGUCUAGAAAGCAUAAUCUAUUUUUGUUCGUAAUAGUUUAACAAAUGUUUCAUAUCUUGUCUGGAUCUAACAAAUUUCUGUAGACUUUGAAACACAAUUUUGUUUCUUAAAAAUAAAUCGUCGUUUCGUCAUUGCCCGGUCAAUGUUUUUUUGGUUUCUUUAUAUACAAUACGCGUGAUCUUGAUUAUAGCUUUAUAACUGUUUUAUCUACAACGCCAAAACUAAUCCACAGUUUUGGAAGAAGUGUCUCAAUUGUCGUCACUUCCUGUCAUGCGCGCCAACCGUCUGUUACAUUCAGUGGUAUCCUCUGUUUUAUUUUUGUUGACUGAAAUUCUCCUACAUAUUUUUCUGUUGAUUCUUUCUCUGACUUUGUCAAAAAUUGUGGACCAAUUACAGUUGUGUGAAUUUAAAAAUGGCGGCAAGGUUGUCAUUUGUAUGUAUUACCGAAUAAUUAAACUCUGACUGAAUAGAGAAUUUUUCCAGUUUCAAGUGUAUGUUGAUUGUGACGCUAGGAGGUGUAUUCUCUAAAAUAUUAAAUGUUAUAAUUCAUCGACUGUUCAGCCCUGUCUAUGUCGACAUUAGUGACGUCAGAAGGACGGAAUACUCAGGUGAAUGGUGAUACCUGUUUAAUACAGUUAAAUUUGGAGUCGAAUAAGACAGGGUUUUCUUUUUUUGAUAAUUGUUGGUAAACUGUUCCAAGUUGAUAGCAAUUUUAUCAGUCCUGUAUUAUACUUUAUUUGAUAUUUUAGGCAAUACACAUUAUUUGAUGACGUCAUGGUCGAAUUAUAUGGUGCAAUAUAAUACAUUCGUACAUUGUACAAAUGUCUAAUUCAAAAUGCAAUUAUUCUCGGAGGAAAAAAGGACCUGUAUCAUAUCUAGAAUAUGGUUUGAGAUUUUUUGGCGAGUAACUUGUCUAUUUUGUCCAUACAUCCAUUGUAUAAAGAUAAAUGUAAAUGUCGAACUCUGUACAUUGUAAAUAAGCUCUGGUGCCAAACAAAACUAGGUCAGUGUGACCUAAUUUAUUAGCGUUGUAUUACAAUGUAUAAUCAAGGAUACGUUUAACACACUAGGUCGCAGUGACCUAUUUUCUGGGCGUAAUUGCGUCAAUGUGUGUCAAUCAUACAUGAAUCCUUCAAAUAAAUCAAACAAAUCUUAACCUAAUUGAUUUAGUUUCUUUUGUCUUUUAUUUGGGUUCUGAUAAGUGAAGCUUUUUUUACAAAAGACUAGAUUCGUCAAAAUUUUAAUCUCAUUCAAGAGUUUAACAAGUAUUGAUGUUUCGAGGAAAAAAAAGACAUUUCCAGCUUCUAUAUAUAUAUACAAGGCAAUAAAAGUCUCGAAUAGACAAACAAUCGAAAACAAUAUUUAAAACUCACAAUUUAUCUUUGCAAACAUUUGCAUCGAAAAAGGACAUAUCUUAUUCCACAAUCAAUUUAAAAUCUGAUUUUGCUAUAUUUCAGAAACCGUACUUUAUAUAUUGACGGCUUUCCUUGGCACCGCUAUACAAAAUGCGUUCAAAAUCUUACGACGAAAAGACUCUUAAUUCGGAAGUUUUGAUCUAAAACAUAAUAAUUGAGCAAAUGAAAGGUAUCUUCGUCAUUAAAAACUGGCCAAUCGUAUCCAAAAAUGUAUACCUUGUACGGACAAAACUGACAAAUGAAGCCAAGAUGGGAAGAAAUGUGUCAGUGUUUGUGAGAAUAAGGUGAGACGAGUUGUGAUCAUGAGAUGAGAAAAUUAAAUGAGUGGUUUAGAGGGAGAGAAUUGGGGGCGUUAUUUCAAUGUGCUUGAAGGAAAGAUCUGUUUUCAGAAUGAAAGCAACCAUAUUUGCGCCAGUUUUAAUCUUUUGGUAAUCAAUCAAAAUGUAUUUGUCAUUUUUCACCAGUAGAUAUUGGUAAUUUUUUGCAAUAUAACAAAUGUCAUGACAUUUAAAUAUGGUGAUAUUUUUAGUAGGAUAUAUAUACAUACAUAAUUUUGAAUUAUUUCAAGAAUAUCAUGUUCUUGAUUUCAAAUGUAUUUGAUGAGUGCACUUGUUUUUAGUAAAGGCCACAUUGGAGGGUCUGCGCGUAACAGCACGUGCGUGGGUAUUUUUUCAAUGAGAGCGCAUUUUCAAUACUGGCAGAAUUUCUCUAACUAAUACGUUAAAAAUCUGUGUAAAAAUAAUUUCGGUGUUUAGUUCAGAAUGAAUUUUGUAAUAGUCCAAAAGAAACAAAAGUUUUUCGUUUGAUGUGAUAAAUUUGUCCGAAUUCGGCAUCAUUCUUUCAAAAAGUUCUUUUUAAAAAAAUAAACGUAAUUUUCUGUUAAUUUUGAAUUUCAACUGCCUGCCGUAUAUAAAUGCAAUGUUGAUACCUCCAUAGUCUUCACGAACAGUGUUUUAAGAACUAAUCUUAGUACAAUGAUUCCAUUUCUAGCAUAAUAGAUUGUAAGUACUACAAUAUAAACAUUUUUAAAAGAUAUUAUCAGUAAUUUUAACAAUUUGUAAUUUACCAUAUCAUUAUUGUGAUUUGAAACGAGUAUUUGUCACUGAUUCUAUAGAUCGUGAGGUCACUCAUGAUGAGCCAAGCCACUGUUUAAACGUAAUUCGGAUGUUUUGUUGGAAAACAAAUGUCAGAUUUCCCCUCCCCCGUAAAUUUUAAAAAAGUCUUUCAACGUUGAGUCUGGAAUAAGGUUAAACCUAUAGACAGUAUUAGUUUUACCCGCCAUAUUUCUGGUAAAAGCGGACAGAGUUUUUGACCAUUGGUCAGUUAAAUAUAUGACACGGUUGUGUCAUUUGUCUGUUAUUUCAGUUGUGUAAUCCGAUACAUUUAACGACUUUAGCACUUGUAACGGACUUAAUUGUUUUCUCCAAACAAAAUCUGGAGCUUUGAUGUCAAAUUUGAGAAGAAUAUUAUGUGUUAUGCUGAAGGUCGUAAACGUGUAUCUCAGCACUCCUGUAUUUGUUUGUCUACAUACAAUUUGACAGUUAUACAAUUGUCAGAAAAAUUAAAAUGACAAAAUAUUUUAAAA